Messenger RNA from Schistosoma turkestanicum, 4110 nucleotides. The record is from the annotation of a GenBank genome assembly. NCBI's taxonomy places the organism in Eukaryota, Metazoa, Platyhelminthes, Trematoda, Strigeidida, Schistosomatidae.
AUGAACACAUUUUACGUUUGCAUUAUUAAUAUAAUCUUGACGAAUUUAUCCUCUAUUCAAUGCGCUACAGUCUAUCAACAACCACAACAAAUUUAUCCAACUGAUUUUCAAUCAUUAAAUUUAGGUUCAUGUCUGUUGAAUGGCGGCGAUGUAUUUUGUCAGAAAUAUCGACGUCAUAGUUUUUGUUCAAUAAAACAUGAUGAAUGUUUUUGUUUACCAGGAUAUGUAUCAGUUUAUGAAAUGCAGGAUAGUUGGUAUACAUGUAAACUUUUACUUACAGAUUUAUAUUGUCGUAUCGAUUCAGAUUGUUCUUUCAUUCAUGGUAGUAUAUGUCAUCCAGGAGUUGGUGCAUGUGUUUGCCCUAGUGGAUAUGAAUUUGUAUUUCAACAUUUUUCUUGUUUACCUCGUGUCAUUGACAAUUCGAAUCCAUUUUGUAAAGCUUGUCAAAAACAUGAUGGCGUAUGUGUAUUGAAAAAUACUAGAAAACAGGAUUCAACGUUCAAUGAUUAUUAUCAAAAUAAUUUACAGUGUGCAUGUCCUAGGAGAUCAAAUCGUUCUGUUAUAAAGAAAGACUCCUAUUUUGAUAUAUGCAAUCCAAUCCCUGUUGAUAUUGGCGAAGAAUGUGAUCAUGUAAAUAAAGUCUGCUUUAGUCAAAGAGCAAUGUGUCUUCAAAAUCCAGUUAAUAUAUUUCCUAAAUUGCAUCAAACACAAUUAACAACAAAUCAAUAUUCCAAUAUAUGUGUUUGCCAUGAAGGUAUGAUACCGGUUUAUCAAAACAAUUUAGAUUAUUUUGAAUGCUUUAUCGAAGAAACUGAUCCAACUAUUACUCAAUGUCAACCUUGUUAUCAAUCACAUGCAAGAUGUUAUCAACUUCUAAUUGGUUCAUCUGAAAAAAAUGCUAGCAAAAUAAAAUAUCGUUGUUCAUGUUCAUUAUUAUUUAAACAAAAUACAUUUAAUCCAACUAGAGAAGUAGAUAAAUAUCAAUGUCCUCAAAAAUUCUGUUCAUAUCAUCAUUCAACAAUGAUGAAUGGUAGUGUCAUGCCUAGAAUUGAUCAUUAUCAACAACCUAAUCAGCUUUCAAGGUCGAGUACAACAAACAAAGAGAAUUGUAUAGAAUAUUCAGUACAGAUUACAUGUAAUCAAGAAAUGAUCAAUAUUUGUUUUAAAUUAUUACUUCAUCCAAAUCGAAUGAUUAGAAAUGUACACAAAAUAGAAAAUCUUAUAAUUUAUUUAGAAACAUCUACAAUUGAAAAUGAAUUCAACUAUGCUAUUAUGCAUGACAAAUUGAAACUAAUUCAACAGUGUUAUUUAACGCAUCAAAAUCAUCAUCAUGAUGGUGAGUAUUGUUCAAUGUUCAAUCUUAGAAUGAAUACAUUCAAACAAUGUGGAAUUUAUGAAAUAAGUUAUAAGUAUGGAUCUGUAUUUCAUGGUACAUUACACGCUGGAAUCAUGAAGAAUGAAGCUGUAUUAAUGAGAAAAAUUCACAUUGAUUUUGCAUGCCAUGUUAAUACUUCUUACUCGAAUGAAUUGAACCAGUCUGUUUCAUACUUUUAUGACAGAUCAAUCACUUAUGAAAAACAAACUAGUCCGCUGAAAUGGUCACAAAAAUCAUCAGAAAUUAAUAAUAAUUUUCACGCAACGGAAUCCGCAAAGCAGUUUAUUGUACAUAAUGAUCGAAAAUAUGAAAAUAUAAAUUCUAAUUUCAUUUCUCUAUCCAUCAUUCACUUGACGAAAAAUACUUCUGAAAAACAUGAACUAAUAUUGAAAAUCACAUCAGAAUUAUCUGAAUUCAUACUCAUAGAGUAUUGUUUGGUCAAAGGUGAAUUGACAACUUCUUCCAAAAUACUACUCACUUCAGACAAUGAAAAAUACUUGGAUUUAAAAUGCCUUCAUACAAAUAUUUAUAGAAUCAAACAAAUCAUUGAUAUUUUCAAUCAUCUAUCAGGAUAUCAAUGUAUUUUAUUCAAACGACCAACUAUUAUGCAGGAGAGAACCCAGAACAAUAAUCAAUCCGUUUGGAUUAGUGAACCAUUCAUUGUUGGAAAAAAUAUUUCAUUCUACAAUUCUAUCUAUUUCACUUGUCUUAUUCGUAUUUGUCAAAUGGAACAACUCUGUACAUAUGCCAGUUUUUAUUCAUUCAAUAAAACAAAUGAACAUCAAUUCAGUGAUCAAUAUCUACCGUCCAACGUCUACAUACCAUUGAUAAUAUUGAAUCAAAAUCGAAACGAAACUAACCUUUUGCAAUUACUUCCACCGGAAAAUAUGAAUAAAUUAAUACAAUUUCAUUUUAUUCAAUCUGUAUUAAUAACAAUGAAUCAAACUAGUAUUGGUAAACAUUUGAAUAAUCCGAUUGAUAUACAUUUUCGUCAUACAACUACUACCAACGUGAAUAAAUCACAACAAUCUCUUUGGAUUUAUUUCAUUUUGGCACUAUUGAUUUUCAUAUUUCUAUGUCAAAUCAUCAUUUGUUUAUUGAAAUAUUUCAAGAAGAAAUAUUACGCAAAAUAUCGACUUGCUAAUCAUAGAAAUCCAUUUGUAAUUGCAAUGAAUACAAUUCAACAAUCAAUAAAUAGAAAUUUAAAUUCUAAACAAACCUGUCAGGGUGGUCAUGCUAAGGAAGAUAUAUAUGAAUUACACGAUAUUGAUAUCGUAAAUGAAGAUGCUGCUGGAUUGAACAAUGAAACAAACGAUACUAAAUGUUGUACAAUUGAACUAGAUCGUCAUGAACAUCAAUAUCAACAACAACAUCACUCUUCAAAUGCUUUAUUAAAUAAACCUCAACAAACUAGUCAUUCAAUGACAUGUUUAUUAGUUUAUCCAUUUAACAAACCAAACAAAUGUUUCUUACUUCAUGAUAAUACUACAUUACAUUAUAGAAAUUUAUGUCUUCCAUCUUCUAUUCAUUGUCGUCAACAUAAUUUCAACCAUUCCUAUCACAAUCAUGUAUCUCAUUUUGCUACUGUUUCACGUAAGAAAUCACAAAAUAUUGAAUUAUUACGACGUAUAAGUAAAUCAACAUUGAACAUUGCAACCAAUGAAAUUAAAGCGCCAACUGAACAUUCAACAUUGAAUAAAUAUAAUGAGUUAAUUCAUUUAAACAAUAAAAAUCAUCCCUUAACUAAUCAUAAUUGUACACAUAGAAAUAUUUUUCUGCCAACUAGUUAUCAUAAUGAUUAUUUAAAACAACAGCAACGCUACCCUUCGGGUUACCCGACCCACACAACUAUUGGUAAUUUGUGGGUUGGUUCAUUUACUGGACCCAGUCCCAGGAUAUUUUCUUUUCUCAUUGAAUUGCAUUUUACUGUUCAAUCAAAUUUGGACCAGUACACCAUAAUGCAUUGUGCAUCUUCAUUACACAAAUUUCCUCUACUUCGUAAUUUGAAUUUUGGACGUGUACAAUGCCCAAUUUCCCGAUUUGAUAAUAUUAUCGUACAACCUUUUAUAUGUCAAUCAACACAAUCUUCAUCUUUAAAUGAUACAACAUUUGUGCCUGGACCAAAAAUGCCUAGUACAUGGUGGCCUCAUCAACCAUUAGUUCCUGGACGUCGUGUAGCAAGAUUAUAUCCUGUUCGUUAUUUAAAUAAAACUCGUAUUGCAUUAGUUCGAGAAGGAUGUGUCAAUAGACCGUUUUUUACAAUACAAAUUAAAUCUAAUCUAGCUGAAUCCAAACAAAAAGGUAUUGAACAAGUUGGUUCAUGGGAUCCAUUUCCUAAUAUACACGGUGAACAAUUGAUUGCAUUGAAUUUUGAACGGAUCUCUUAUUGGUUAGGUAUGGGAGCUGAACCAACUGUACGUGUAGCUGAAUUAUUAGGAUUAUGCGGUUUCUUACCAGUACAUCCACGUUCUUAUUUAAUGGCACAUAGAGCUCGUAUUGCAAUGGCAAAAUAUUUGGCCAGGGUAAAACAACAAACUACUGAACAAACGAUGUUAACAGAUGAUGACAAAGAGGCGGCCGCCACCACAUUGAAAAAUGUUGAAACCACUGAUGAUCACAAUGAUGAUGAUGACAGUAAGGCAAAGACAGGCAAUGCAGAUAUUUAUUCACGUGUUGAUUCAAUAUGGCGUAAAGGCAAUGAACCACCAGAUUGGUGGCAUUAUGGUUUACCCUAA